Haliotis rubra (blacklip abalone) is the source of this 3396-nucleotide messenger RNA. RefSeq names its product ankyrin repeat domain-containing protein 50-like. The record is from RefSeq and is a predicted model, not a curated record. The transcript is spliced from 2 exons. Gene Ontology annotation, molecular function: protein binding. The coding region runs from base 187 to 981 and encodes 264 amino acids. Lineage: Eukaryota; Metazoa; Mollusca; Gastropoda; Lepetellida; Haliotidae.
GUUACGCUGAUGGCAAUGUUCACCUGCAAUCACAGUUAACUGUACGUCAUACUAUUCUCCUCAGCGAACACUGAAGACUCGUGGAUACCUGACAAAUAUCAUAGAGGGUUACAUCAAGGGACAUGUGUGGACACCCCGCUCCAUAAGGCCGUCAUUGAUGGGAACCUCGAUACCGUGAAACAGGUUAUGAGUGAGCAUACAAUAGACGUCAACACCCGAGGUUUGUAUCGACUGACACCAUUGAUGUUGGCUGCAGUGAGAGGGCAGAAUGACGUCUUUGAACAUCUUCACAAGGAAGAAGCUGAUAUGACACUAACGGAUGGGGAUGGUGACCACAUUCUUAGCACUGCUUGUAUCGGGGGAAAUAUUGACAUUGUAAAAUAUGUGGUCUCAAAACAACCUGAACUUAUAAACAGAAAUCGAAACGACGGAAGAACUUCCUUGAUGUGGGCAGCAUGGCAUGGGAGGGAAAAUAUAUUUGGUUAUCUGCUGCGUAAUGGAGCUGACCAUAUAUCAAUGGAUAAUUAUGGGGACAACAUCCUUCAUUAUGCCUCUCAUGGAGGACACACUGGAAUCGUGGAGAAGAUCCUCGCCGAGGCCGAGAUUGACAUCCACAGUAUUGACAGAUGGGGACGUACAGCAUUGAUGGAGGCAGCAGAUCAAGGACAUAAACAGGUGUUUGACAUACUUGUCAGGAAAGGAAGUAGCAUAUCACACGAAGAUAAGGAUGGUAACAAUGUGCUCCAUGUGGCGUGUGGUGGAGGACAUGUAGAGAUGGUGGAGCAUAUCCUCUCACGGGUAAAGUUUGACAUCAACUGUCGGGGGAAGGAUGGGGCAACACCUCUGAUGAUCGCAGCACGGUGUGGACACAGAGGCGUGUUUGACCUGCUUGUGGGAAAGGGAGCUGAUACAUCACUACUUGAUAACAUGGAGAACAACAUUCUACACUUGGCUAGCAUGGAAGGGCAUGAAAGUAUGUGAUGCAUAUCCUGUCACAGCAUUUUGUGAACAUCAACAGCCGAGGGCAACGUGGAAGAACGCCACUGUUAUGGGCAGCGUGGCGGAACCAAAAUGAAGUGAUUCGGUUACUUAUGAGUGAAGGUGCUGAUCUAUUACAAGUGGACGAUGGGAGAGAAACAACAUCCUUCACAUUGCCUGUAAAACAGCAAAUGGGAGAAUUGCGCAGGAUGUUCUGUUAAAGAAUGAGCUUGACAUCAAUGCAGGAAAUCAUUGUGACGAAACAGCCUCCAUGAUUGCAAAACGUACACAUCAAAUGGAACUGUAUGAACUGCUCAUGUCACAAUGAGGUCAAGGACUUGGAAAUCCUCACUACCAACACUGACGCGUAGAUCCUGAGCGCGAAGCGAGUUUAAGGGAAAUGUGGCGAUGUGUACGAAUAUAUUUAUCAGGUCCACAUUAUAUUGAACGAAUUCAAUGCGUGCUAGUUGUUGAGGAACCAGUGCGGAGCUUUCUCUACACAAUCUCUAUAUCGCCUCUGUAAAGUAAAUUACAAAGUCAAGAGGCAAGUUAUAGUUUCCUUGUUCCAUAGCAAAUGUUGGGGUAAAGGUUGUGCUGGUAGAUUAGGUGACCUUUCUGUCCAGGCAAUGGUAUGGUCGGGCAAGAAUGGCAACCUACAUAACGUGACUGCGAAGGUAUCCUCCCAUUUGUCAGACGUGCUAUUUGUCAGACAGGUUAAAACAACAAACUACCUGGUUGAGUGCACAGCUAAUCCUCUGCCUGUUACCUCUAAAUGAAAAAGGAAUGGCCCAUAAAACAAAUAACAGAAAUCAGAAAUGUUAGAAAUCAGGGAAGACUUUUUAAUAAUAAUGACAAUAACAAUAACAAUCAUGAUCGCAUCCAGUACAAGUAAGCAAAUCAGUAUGAAUCAGCCUGAUUAUAUUAGAGUAGAGUUCAAUUUUGUCAGCCCAGUUUCAAUAGGUGUCCAACAGCAUCCAGGAAUUGAACAGAUGUCUUCUGUCCACGUGUCAGCUACUCUUUCAACCGGAGCAGUCUCCCCUCAGACUCUAUGUACAGCCUGGCGUAUGUUGUCUGUUGUCGGUUGGGCAGCAGGGCGAAGACAAGUGUGUCCGUCGUAUAUCCACUGCGGGCAUGUACAGUGACAAAGGUUGGGGCAACAGGAAAAGGUACCAUCCAUGUUGAUUGUAUCUGAUUCGGAAAGACACAUCAGCUGCUCAUCUGUAGAAAAGAUCAGGGUCUUGUAUUCUUCUUAUUCUUCUUCUCUGAACCGUUUUCGCAAACUGCUAACAAACUGCUAACAAACUGUAGCUUCUUCUCUGAACCGUUUUCGCAAACUGCUAACAAACUGGACUUGAUUCGGAUCUCUAGGCGGAUGGCAGUAGUGCGAGAAAUCUUUCAGAAAGUCCCCAACAGUGGAACAUUUCCCACGGCAUGUCUUGAUGAUACAUCUCCAGUGUGUGGUCUGGCCUCUGGUUCUAAUCUUAGAGUAGGUGAAGCCAUCAAGAAAUACGUGUGGGGUUCCUCUCUGAGACUCAAUGAAUUCAAAUCUGCGUAUACCAGCCAUUGCAGCGAUAUCUUACUGACUUUAGAGUUCAUAUUAUAUAGUACAUGUGUGAUUAUGCUUAUGUUUUGGAGAAGUUUAAGUAAUAAAAUAAUGCAAAAUAAGUUCAGUUAAAACCUAUUGAUUAAUCUGUACUGAGCCUCACGCACUUCCUGUAUCCAAUACAGUUGAACAAAAUACUCCAAAUUUCGUUACUACAACACAUGCAACCCGUCACACUGAUGAAAGGCAACUUACAAGCACAAUCAUAAUCUGGUUAAUCUGUAUCACUUAACGAACUUGAGAGCGGGGAGUAGCCUACUCUGUUCACAGUUUGGAGCAGCCCAUUAACUAAUGGGUAAGUCCAGGCAGUUACACUGGUCACACUUGACUGGUAUGUCUGAUAAUUGGGCCGUCUGACAAAUGGCACGUCUGACAAAUGGGAGUAUACCACUGCAAUUGUCUAGAGUAUAGUAUCAUAGAUGACUAUAUGUGGAUUGAACUUAUUUUAAUACAGAACAGAACUCAUGGUUCGAUGAUUAGCGUCCCAUUAGGACAGGAAUUUCUGUAUUAUUACUUUUUUGUCGUUUGCGUAUUUUGAUUUAGCUGUAAUUUAAUGAACAACAAGGUCACAUGUAUUUGUUUGCGUUUCCAGAUUUGAUGUUUCUUUGUCAGCUCCAUACCCGUGCAGUCACAAUAUGGCUGAAAUAUUGCCGAUGUGACCUUAACUCACUCAUUCACUCCAUAACCGUCCUAGUGGAUUAUACCAAAAUGAGGUCUUUCCUCCGACAUUGAGACUGAGGUGUAGUGGUCAGAGCGUCCGCCCGGAGAGCGGGUUCGAUCCCCGGCCGCGUCAUAACAAAAGACGAUUACACAAC